Echinostoma caproni is the source of this 771-nucleotide messenger RNA. NCBI's taxonomy places the organism in Eukaryota, Metazoa, Platyhelminthes, Trematoda, Plagiorchiida, Echinostomatidae. The record is from the annotation of a GenBank genome assembly.
AUGGAUCUACGCCGCGUGGUGCGCCUUUUGAACCAGUAUUGUUCACCCCAUUUGGCCGAUACUUGGGACAAUGUGGGUCUGUUGGUACAGCCUUACACACCGCCAACCGUUUCGCGUGCGUUGGUGACCAAUGAUCUGACGGAACCUGUGUUAUCAGAGGCCGAAGAGAUGGGGGCGAAUCUAAUUGUGUCAUACCAUCCUCCGAUCUUUUCGCCAUUGAAACGCAUUACUAAUUCUCACUGGAAAGAGCGUUUAGUUUCUGCCUGCCUCGAAAAGGGGAUAGCCGUUUAUUCUCCUCACACAGGCUUGGAUGCAAAAGUUGAUAGGUUGCAUGAAGGUUACGGUCGUAUUGGAUGCUUGAAGACACCAAUGAGCCUAGCGGAAGUUUUGCAAGCCUAUAAAAGCCUAUUCGGUUUAAAUCAUCUCAUACUGGCUUUAGGCUACGGAAAACGGCUCGACGAACCAGUCAGUACAAUUGCGGUCUGUGCUGGAUCAGGCAGUUCUAUACUGAACGGAAAAACUUCAGCUCAAAUAGCGGACGUAUUCGUCACGGGUGAAAUGUCGCAUCACGACCGUUUAGAUGCCGUAUCUCGUGGGAUCUCAGUAAUUAUUGCGGGACAUUCUAACACUGAACGUGGUUUUCUCGCAACCCGAUUUGUGCCGGAAUUCCAGAAAGUGUUGGACCACGAAACAUGCACCGGAGACACUGACAUCUCGUCGGUCAUUGUGUCCAUAUCCCAAGCAGAUAAUGAACCCGGUGUUGUUUUUUGA